Messenger RNA from Stylonychia lemnae, 1767 nucleotides. NCBI's taxonomy places the organism in Eukaryota, Ciliophora, Spirotrichea, Sporadotrichida, Oxytrichidae. The record is from the annotation of a GenBank genome assembly.
AUGCGCAUGCAUUCAAUCCUUGAUGAGCAAAUCAAUAACUUAAAUGUGUUUAAAAGCAAACCAAUCAACCUUUAGUCUGUUAAUUCAGAUGAUGCUAAUUCUCCAACAAACAAUUAUUACAAUUAGGUCAGAAAUCCAAAGCAUAUACCUCCAUCGGCUACAUCAACAGGCAGCUCAAAUCUUCUAGGCUCAAAUGGGAUUUAAUCUCAAUAUAACACUAAACCAGUUUAAUCUUUUAAUACAUCCGGACAAAAGUAAGCUUAGUUAGAAAGCAGUCCAUUUAACUACAAAUCAAACUUUAAUGGAAAGGAAAAUUAGGCUCCAACUUAAGUCUACGAAAAGAAUGGCUGUAUUGAUUUAAUCAAGGUUGAUUAGGAUUUUGACAGUAGAUGGGGAUCAUUGACAAAGAAUAAUAUUAGCUCAUAUAAUUCAAAUACUUAGAUGAAACAGAGCGAGUUAAUGAUCUUAUAAACUCCUGAUUCUUAAAAAAUGGGUACUUCUAGUUUUGGCAUUAAAAAUUCUACAGUAUAAAAAAGAGAUGAUGAUCAAACAUAGUUUAUGUAAAACUCAAUAAGGGGCAUUUUAUUUAAUGAUGAUUCAAGAAGAGAAACUUUGAAUAAUGUAAAUGCCUUUUCUAGCGCUAAUAAUGAUGAUAAGUAAGGAUCUAGAUUAAGCAUAAAUGCUGGAAGUUCUAAAAAUGCACUUUCAGGAGAUGCAUCUUAUCAGAAAAUGCAAAAUAACCUUAAAUCACUUCAAGAUAAAAUUAAAAAUCUUGAAAGCAAACUUACAAACGUAAAUGAUGAUGAUUCUUCAGUAAUGAUUGAUGAAUAAGUAAACUCUGCUAGAUAAUCAUCUGUUCGAAAAAAUACUACAAUCAACAAGAACAAAAGUAUCUUAAAACCAAAAAAAGAAGCCAGUUAAAAGUAAUUAGCCUCAUCAAGGUUGAGAGCAAGUUUGAGAAAUAGAAAUGCAAGCAAUUCUAGUGGAGAUAGCACUAAAAGAUAAUCUAUUAGAAGUGUUUCAAGAGCCUCGAAUGUAGCCAAAAGGAAUCAAAGAAGUAACAGUAAAAAAUAUGACUCAAUUAAGAAGAGAAAAAACUUUAUAAAUGAUACUCAAGAGAGUAGAUAUAUGACUAACGAGCUCUCAGCAAGCAGAAAUAAAUUGAAUCAAAGUAGAUCUUCAAGCAUGAAAAGAUCUCAAAGUUUCUAAAGAUCAAAAUCUAGAGCUAAUCAAAAUGCAAGAGAGGGGCCUUCAUUUUAUGACUCAGUUAGACAUUCAACUAAUUCUUUCUUAAGGUCAGCAUCUAAGAAAAGAGAUGCAGCGAGGGAUGAUACAUUUGAUGUUAGAAAACUCAAAGAUGACUUAUUGAUGGAAAGAAAGAAAAAUCUUGAAUUAGAGAGAUAAUUUGAAGCAUAUAAAAAAGCAAAUAUGAAGAAAGAUAUGAAUGAUGAUAAAUUCAAAUAAAUGAAAAAGGAUUACAAACAGCUAUUAGAGGCUUUUGAGAGAUCUGAAAAGAUAAGAAGAGAUUAAAAGGAGCUCAUUCACAGUUUAAAGAAAGAGCUAACCAAAUUAAGAAGAGAAGCCAAAGAAAAAGAGGAGGAGGAAGAAGAAGAACAGGAGUAAGCUGUGAAAAAAGGCAGUAGAUAAACUUAUUAAGAUGAUGAAGAGAAUGAUGAAGUGCCAGUCAGAGAGAAUAAAAAAAAGAAGAGUUCAACUAUAACGAGUAAAGUUCAAGCAUUGAAAUCUUAGGCAAUGAAGAAAAAAUGA